AUGAGCUCUGACGAUCAGGUUUACAGACGAAUGCAGGUCAAAGUUUUGUAUUCUUUUGACAACAGCCCGACAGUCUUCCUUUCUCGCUCCAAGACUCAAUAUUCUGUCAAGGUUGCCCAGAUACCGUUAUCUAUGGCCGAAAGCGAAAACGAGUUUCUCACCCUUGGUGCGUUUGACUUGAAGAAUUGCGUCACGCAAAUUCUCAAAAGUUCACCAGAGAAUUUCAAACUUGACACAGAGGAUUACGCCGUCUAUUACAAGGAUAUUACCGAGCAACCCGAUGAGCCAUUUGUGGCAAAUGGGGAACUAUCAACUUUAUUAUCCCUGGCAAAACCAUACCUAAUUCCUGGACGGGUGUGCCAAAAUCUUUCUGCAUCAUUUUUAUUUGGCGACAAAGCAAAUGCAUCCUCAUUGACAUUAGAAAUUCGUCUAAAGCUACAUGUGAUCGAGAAAAAUAAGGAGGAACCCCAACAAAAAGAUCAAGAAAGCGAGCGUUCUAGGGCGUCCAACCAAUCGCAUAGUCGCAAAAGAAAACAGCCUCCACCAAACACGUCAUCGUCUGCUGCAUUGAAGGCAACACGAACCAAAUCUCUUCCCAUAUUCUACCAUCCUCCAAACCAGCAAAUAUCGAGCAUUAUCUACGCGGACAAAUUGAAUGCGGCCCCCAAAUAUGAUAGUAAAAGUAUCCAGGAACGAUUCAAUCUGGCUCCCUUUCUACUGGCUAAGAUAAUAGAUAAGCCGAGCCGCAAAAGGAGACGCUCAAAUGUUCCCUUGACGCCAUCGGUCCUGACCCCUGUUGAUGGUUCUUAUCCUCAUCGUGCAAUGCGUACGCGUUCCAUGAUGACUAGCUUGCCCAUAAUGUCUUCAUCGCCUGUAAACGGUUCUGAAUCCACAGAUGACACCGAUUACAAUGAGAAUACGCAUGCAAUUGACGAGGAAGAAGAAGAGGAAGAGGAAGAUGCGGAUUACAAUCUUAAAGAUGGGGUAUCCUCUCCUUAUCUUCCCAUGCAAACUUACAAGCUGGGGCAAUCCACGGCACUCUCAAAGUCGGACACGACAACGACCACCAUCAUUGCAACCGAGAAUAACACAUUCCAAUCUCUUCCAGAUCUCGAGGACUUGGACAGUAAGAAGAUACAUACCAUACCAAGCACAAAGCUUCCUGACAACCAUGAUCUCCUUUGCAUAAAUAAAAAUUGUGCUGCCAACGAUUCUGUGACUUGGAGAUACUUUGAGACGAAAUUCAACUCGAAUUACUUGAAUAUUCAAAGGUCAAAAGUGUUUGACAAGAAGAUGUACGAUGGAAUGUUUGGUCCCUUGUGUAAUGCAUGCUAUUUGUUUUUGAGGAACAAAGGAUUUAUGCGCCCAGAAGCAGUGGUGAAGAAGUAUUUACAGCAACAAAAGUAUAAAAGGGAACUUAAAUUGAAGGAAGAAUCGUCUUUGCAUCAACUGUCUUCCCCAGCAAACCCUGAUCACAAAUUUGCCAUUCCCUCGCAUGCUCCUUCCACAAUAAAUGAGGUAAUAAAGAAUCGUGAAGGUAUGAAAACAUCGCAUCAAAUAAGUUCAACACCAAACCAAACUCCUGGUGGUGAUGACUUUCAAGAUCUCAAUGAUUUUAUGAACCAACUAAACAAUUUUGGAGGACCGUUGACCGACAUAGAUUUGCCACAUGAUGCCCAGGUGAAUAAGCAGGAGACUACCCCACCAAUGAUGGCCACCAAAUCCAAUACGAGAGUAAUAAACCUAUACGAGGAAGAGGAAGAUAAGGAGAACUUUCCACCCCAAGAGAAAGAGGGUUUCUCUGAAAUUGAGCACAUGGUAAUGAAAUCUUUCAAUCUGCGCUCUAGCCCCGAUCAAGAUGAGUGGUCUCACUUCUUCAAUGAACCCACUCCUAAGGAUAAUUGCAUUACACCAGCAACAGGUAAGACACCUGUAGCUGAAGAGGAAUCGUCAUUAGGAAAAACGUAUGGCUCUACGUACGACAAGUUGGACAAUCAGAACGCAACAGUUGUAAACAUGCCUUCGUCACCUCUCCUCUCGAGUUUUGAUACAAAACAAACCAUCAAAGAUACAACGGGGUCAUCAUCUCCAAGUGACCGGGCUACGCGUAAUGACACGACGAUGUCUUACGUAAAUGGAAAGAAAUCCAGUCCUCAUAGCGAUAUUUUUGCUGAUGAUGGAAAAAUAUAA
Clavispora lusitaniae ATCC 42720 is the source of this 2190-nucleotide messenger RNA. RefSeq lists its product as uncharacterized. The record is from RefSeq and is a predicted model, not a curated record. NCBI's taxonomy places the organism in Eukaryota, Fungi, Ascomycota, Pichiomycetes, Serinales, Metschnikowiaceae. Gene Ontology annotation, molecular function: zinc ion binding; sequence-specific DNA binding. Gene Ontology annotation, biological process: silent mating-type cassette heterochromatin formation; rDNA heterochromatin formation; regulation of transcription by RNA polymerase II.